AUGUCUAACUGCAACUUAUCGACCUUCAGCCCGCCUAUUCUUGAGGAUGUUGUUAUCCUCUCAAUAUCUACGCAGCUAGUGACUAAUUAUAGUCGCCAGGUCACGCCUGUGUAUUAUCCCAACCACGACGGCUUGGACGUCAAAAACUCGAGCUUUUGCAAUGUUACCGUAUCGUACACCCCCUUCCAGCAAAGUGACGUUGUGGGCGUAGAAACAUGGCUACCGAUCGAGAAUUGGAAUGGGCGUCUCCAAGCUGCCGGAGGCAGUGGACUCGGCCCGGGCCGAUUCGACAUGAGCUACGGCAACAUGGCAGGGGCUGUCGGUGAAGGGUAUGCUACAGUCAGCACGGAUGCCGGCAUUGCCACCCCUUUGGAUCCAUACUCGUGGGUAUUGGAUAGUCCCGGCAAGAUCGACGAAGUUUUGGUCCGGCAUUGGGGUGGCGAUGUCUUGAAUGACAUGGCAGUUAUUGCGAAGAGUGCCAUUCAGGAUUUUUAUGGAAGACCACCAGAGUAUUCCUAUUUUAACGGCUGCUCUCAGGGUGGUCGCCAGGGCUUCGAUCUUGCCCAAAAUCACCCUACUGCAUACGAUGGAAUCGCAGCCUCUGCCCCCGCGAUUCACUGGGCUCAAUGGGCACCUGCUAUGUUCUGGCCACAGUUGUUAAUGAAUACUAUGAACGAAUAUCCCCAUGGCUGCGAGCUGGAUUUUCUUACAAUUCUGGCGGUGGAAGAAUGUGACGGCGACGACGGUAUAGUUGAUGGUAUCAUCUCAAAUCCCAGAAAGUGCUCAUUCGACCCGUUCGCACACGUCGGGAUCAACUUCACCUGCUUGGCUGAGGGUAAGUCCAUGGAACUGAGUAGAGCUGCAGCGGUCAUUGCGAAUGCUAGUUGGGCCGGUCCGGCCGAUUCUGAGGGGAACUUCAUCUGGUAUGGGCUAAACUACGGCACCGACCUCAGCGGCGAUUUGACGGGCAUGGGGAUUGCAGCAACAACCUGUAAUAAUAACACCUGUAAAGGCGAUCCAAUACCACUUGCGUACCAAUGGAUCCAACUGUUCGUCGAGAAGGACCCAGACUACGAUUACCUUGCUAUAACCCGAGGGCACUACGAUGAAAUAAUGCGUACCUCGGGAGCAGAAUACGAUUCUAUUGUCGCAAGCAGCAAUCCAAAUCUCACCGAUUUUUCUAGAGUCGGCGGGAAAAUGAUAACAUAUCAUGGGCUUUAUGACCAGGUCAUACCAAUACAAGCUACGGAGCAAUACUACGAAAAUAUCGGCAAAUUCGUCCCUGACGUUCAGGGGUUCUACCGGUUUUACGAAGUGCCCGGACUUCCACACUGCUUUGGAAAUGGACAGCCAACAGCUGUUUUCGAUGCCCUGCGGGGAUGGGUAGAGAACGGGACAGUGCCUGGCUCCUUGCCUAUUAUUCUAACAAACGCCCAUGGGGAAAAGAAUAACAGAAUCAUAUGCCCCUAUCCCGAGCGAGAUGUCUAUAAUGAGUGGUGUGGAAACCCGGCGGAUGUUGCCUGCUUCACUUGUGCCACUGAUUGA
Messenger RNA from Annulohypoxylon truncatum, 1545 nucleotides. Its product is annotated as tannase and feruloyl esterase. Lineage: Eukaryota; Fungi; Ascomycota; Sordariomycetes; Xylariales; Hypoxylaceae. The transcript is spliced from 3 exons. Bases 1 to 1545 code for a protein of 514 amino acids. The record is from RefSeq and is a predicted model, not a curated record.